GCCUGGAGGGUAGACAGCGGCACAGCGCCUUGUGCAUAUUGGCCUCAAUUUAGGGAAGCCGAAAAUUGUUGCAGCGUAUGUGUCCGAGCUUCCAAAACUCCCAAGCUAUGGCGGAAUCAACUUUCAGGCAAACCAAUGAACCUGAUGAUGAAGAAGAAGACUACAUGGGCGAUCUCUCUAAGUUGCUUCCUCCAGAAGAUACGAGCUCUUCGAAAUCCAUGUCCAAAAAGGUUCCUGCUACUAAAACCCCUGCUGUUCAAUCAUCGAAUAAGAAGCUCAAAACCUUCAAUUGGCAAGAACAGCGCAAAUGGGAUAGAGAACGGAAGCAACUCGAAGAGGAUGAACAGACAUUGGCCAGAAUAGAGGCUCCGAUUCCACAAUCGAACAUUGGAUUUAAAUUGUUGAAGCAAAUGGGGUACACUCCUGGCGCAGCUUUAGGCAAGGAGGGAUCCGGACUGGCAGAGCCUGUGGGGCUUGAGAUUCGACGGUCACGAGCUGGAAUUGGCAGGCAAGAUCCGAUUAAGGAGAAGGUGAAGCAAGAAGAGAUUAGAGCUGAGAAAAAGAGGAGCCAUCAGGAGGCCUUGAUGGAGGAAUUUGGGUCUCGACAGAAGUUGCAAUGGCGAAGUCGAAGAAUUGUGAUCAAUUACAACAGGGCGAAGGCAGCACUUGAUCAGUUGGAGAAUAAGGAAGUUGUGGAGCCAGAGAAGGACAAUGAGGAGGAAGGAGAACAAGAAGAAGAAGAGGAAGAGAUUAUAACAGAAGAGGAUUUGGAGAAUAUUUUGAUGAAAUUGAGAGAAGAACAUCGAUAUUGCCUUUUCUGCGGAUACCAGUACGACUCAGUGGAUUCCCUCCUAUCUAACUGCCCUGGAAUAAGUGAAGAUGAUCACUGAACUAACUUCCUUUUGCUCCAUACGCUUUGCCGGAGAUGGAUUUUUUGGAAGUCGGUCCAAUGGAAGAACCACCAUAAAAUAAAGGACACAGCGCAAAAUUUCCUAAGGUCCUCUGUUGUUGAACGAGUCUCCCUUUCAUAUCUAGGGUUGCGUCAUGUGCUUUAGUAUGCCUUUUUUGUCAAUGUUCUCAACACAAACGAUAUAGUCUCUCAGAAAGAAAUCCAAUCUGAAGAUGCUGUUCAGAAAUCGGAAUAGCAAUUGUUCACUUUUGGAAUGAUUUAUCCUUGUCAAUGGACAACCAGAUAUAGAACAAGUUUGUUCAGAUUGAGGCAUAGAAGUAGGAGUUCACAACAGCGAGUCGGCUUUAUACAAUCAUACUUGGGCCAAGAUCCCUCAUACUGUGUCCUUUUGAGUGCAAAAUACGAGAGAAUUUGAACGGUAAUGUUGAAUUCCUACCUGGCAGCGGCUUGCACAAAUUUGACGGUUAAAAUGCUGUGACGUAUAUGUUGAAUACUCUUCCAGAGAACAUCUUCAUUUAUUUAAAUUUAGUGGCUUGUUAAUCUUCUUGCCAUAUUUUGAAUUUAACAAUCCUCCCUGCCUUUAUCAUAGAAAUGUGAUGCUUUAUGCAUUGUACUACUUGAGUUUGUUUUAAGAAGAAUGAUAUGGAAAUUUUGUACCAAUUUUAUCUUUUUUUAA
Molecule: messenger RNA, 1586 nt
Organism: Benincasa hispida (wax gourd)
Lineage: Eukaryota; Viridiplantae; Streptophyta; Magnoliopsida; Cucurbitales; Cucurbitaceae
Product: D111/G-patch domain-containing protein
Cellular component (GO): kinetochore
Molecular function (GO): nucleic acid binding
Source: RefSeq, a predicted model, not a curated record